CCACGUCGAAGGGCGACCAGCGCAAUACAUUGCCAAUAGAUCUAACUAUUUUUCGUGAUUGUGUUAGAGAAAGAGACUAGUCGAAUUGUUCGAACAACCGGUAGUGGAGAAGUUGUGGGAAGAUCACCUCGGGUCGGUAACGCUUGAAGUAGCCUUCGUGGAAGAAGCCGUUUUCACUGCUGCGCGCCAGUCGGCCAAUACAGCAUCAUCGACAGACAGUGGGCCAAGUCCACGUACAGUGUACGAUCCUUCCAUGUGAAAACUGCUCUGUCAUGGCUGUUGCCCUUCUGGGCAAGUGUGUCGCACUGCUGGGACUCGUCGUGCUGUUCUACGCUACCUGCUAUGGCUUCCGAAUACGCGACGUCCUGCCACAAACACAUCCGGCCGUCUGCAUCCCCGCGCACGGCAGAACCUGCCCCGCGGACAAGACGGCGACGACCACUACAGCGACCGGGGGACCGAUGUACUUGGCCCGGAAAUGGCACGAGAACACAGUAUUGCGGACUAUCGCUGCUGGCCGGAAGCCACCUGCUGAGCUGACGACAGCUACACGAAUGGAGAGAACUCGGAACGAAAGGACUACCAAAUAUGGGAGAGAUAAGAGUGCAACUGGAUCUAUGCAAAAGAGUUCCAGGAUAGAAGUGGAUGAUGACGAAGAGGAAGCGGUGGUAGAGAUGGAAGACGGGGAAGAGGUAGAAGAAGAUAGAGAAUUGGUAGGGGAUUUUCAAGAAGAAGUGGAUAGAGUAAAAGAGCGCUAUGAACAAAAAGAAGCAGCCAAGACUGCGAUAUCAGAUGAAGUUGUUGAUGAUGAUGAGGAGGAAAUGAAAGCUCCAAUUAAGGCAGAUCAACAAAAAGUACCAGAUCUACAUAAAAAACAUGAUAAAAUUAAGAAUUUGCAAAUUGACGAGGAUGAUAAUGAAGAAAAAGACGAAAAUGGAGAUAAAGAAGACGAUGUAAGGAAACUCAGUUUAUCUAAAACAUUGGAGAAAGUAAGACUUGCUGAUAAAGAUAAAGCUAAGAUUUCAUUUAGUAAACACAACAUAGAAAAAUCAGAACAAGAUGAUAAAAAAUUAGCUGAUACAAAGCCAGCAGUCGAGAGCGUGAAGCAAUCAAUUGUAAGUACGAAACAACCGAUCGAGAUUACGAAAAAGUCGACCGCAGAUACGAAAAAACCAGUUGAAGAUGUCAAAAAAUUAUCUGAAAGUACAAAAACAGUUGAAUCUAUUAAACCUACUGCUAAAUCUAAAACUGAAGCGACAAAAGUUGAAUCUAUUAAAACUACUACUAAAUCUAAAACUGAAGCGACUAAAGUAGUAACAAAAUCAGAUGAAAAAUCGAAAACGAGCAUGAAACUGGAAGCUUCAACACCUGCAUUGAAAACCAAGGACCAAUCAAAACAGCCAAAAACAGAAAAAGUGGAUGUUAAAAAAGUAACAAAAUCAAUUCCAAAAUCAUUGAAAACAGUUUCGCAAGUGGAGAAGCAAGAGACAAAGCCGAAACCGAUGAAACGUACAGACGUGUCUGUUACAUUGUCCGAACUGAAUGAUGCAAUUCUACGUGUAUCGACCUUCGUGCCAAAUUUUACGAACGUUGAAAGUCUUGAAUGUCAGCAGCAUGGCAAGAUAUUUCUGCGACAAUUGAGGGGUUACAAGUUCUGGGCGCUACAAAUGUUAGACUCCAGCGCAAAGAUUCCAUCUAACUUGUUGCGAGGAAACGUGAAUCAGCUUGGGGAUUAUGAUCAAUGUUUGGGUGUGUUGGCACACGUUAAAGUAGAUAAAAAACCGAUAAGAAUUCAAGGGAAAUAUUGCUUGGCUGCCGUGGACAUGCAUGCUUCUCAUCCAGACAUGAAGUUACCGGUUAAUCUGAUGCAAGCUCGCGCUUUUAUACGAGGAAAUAUGCACGACCCAGGUCAUUUAAUUCCAAAAUUUACUACAGUAAAUUGGGCAUUGUGUCUACCCGCAGCGUGUUCUGCUAAGGACGCUAAACAUACAUUAGAAAAUGCUUUAAAAGAUUAUAAUGAAACUGUUGGAAUUACAUUCACAGUGAAUGUUGAUCCUGAUAUGUGUUAUGUCAAACAGAAGUCUCAGAUCUACUCGAAAGAGACGAUCGGCGUUUUGUACUUUUAUGCUAUGAUCAUCUGUCUCGUUAUCGUAGCAACUAUAAGGGAUUACUUCGUGGAUAUGCGAGGAAAAGGAAAUUAUUCGGAAAGAAUAAUCAUGUCAUUUUCCUUGCGAAGAACGAUUAAAGCUUUAUUGAAGAGAACGGCGAGCGCUACGGAUAUUACGUGUAUCCACGGAAUAAGAGUGCUCGCUACAAUCGCUCUUUAUAUCGGCCAUCAGCUUAUAGUAAUUUCCCGAAUACCGUUUAGUAAUCGCACUUCUUUCACUGAGAUCGCCAACAAUCCAGUCACCUCUAUUUUGCGGGUAUCGUUAGUUUAUACGGAUGCCUUUUUGCUACUAAGCGGCGUUCUGACCGCUUACAAUAUGGCACAGGAAUUGAAAACUCGCGGUGAGAUUCGCUGGUUCUGUCGUUUUAUCGCUAGAUUUAUUAGGCUUACACCAGCGUUGCUCGCGGUGGUGUUUUGGUACGCUUUCGUCAUGGAACAUCUCGGCUCAGGCCCGCUGUGGAACAGUAUUAUCAUACCAAACGCAGAACUCUGUAAGUGCAAUGCGUGGACGAAUCUUUUGUACGUGCAGAAUUUCUUCCCGUUUGAGGAGAUGUGCGCCACGCACACGCAUCAGCUGGCCUUGGACAUGCAGUUAUCGCUUUUGGCUCCUAUGCUGGUAUUCUUUUUGCAAUAUAAACCUCUUAUUGGUAUCCUCUUGAUGGUCUUCUUCAUUCUAUUAUCCGCUACUCUUCGUUACAUAGCGACGGUGAACAACUACCUGUCUUUCGUCAUCUUUCACGGAAUAUCAUUAAAGCGCCUUUACAAAACUGCUAAUUUAUCUUACGCAUUGCCGCUACACAGGGCUACGCCAUAUAUUUCCGGUGUUGGCCUCGGUGUAUUGCUGCAUUACACCGGGAAAAACGUCAAGAUUCACAAGAUGUUAGUGAUCUUGGGUUGGUUGAUUGCGACGGCCUUGGGUUCAUGGUCGUUAUUUUCACCUUGGCGUCAAGCCAGACGGGACUACGUGUAUGAUGCUGAAGAGGCUGCUCACUAUGCAGUGAUCGGGCCGGUGUCAUGGGCAGCAGCUCUUUGCUGGUUAAUAUUUGCCUGCUUUACAGAACAUGGAGGUGUGAUUAACAGAUUUCUCUCCAACCAUUGGCUGGUGAUCUUCAGCAGGAUAUCAUACGCUGUGUACUUAUCGCAAUUUGCAGUAUUUUUCUAUAAUGUCGCGACCACAAGAUAUUCCACAGAAUUUCAGCUUCAUAGAGCGAUUGAUCCUCUGGAAGUAAUGGUAGUGAUAGUUGCGUCAGUCGUUUUGACAUUAUUUCUUGAUUUUCCGAUGCAGGAGAUAAAGAGCGUUAUAAUGGAAAGCACAGACGGUUCGACGCUCGAAACUUUCGAAGAAAAAAAGAUAAAUGCAAACGAGAGUAAAAGCGUUGAACUGACAGACCCUGUGAAAAUAACAGGUAAUCAAACGAAUAAUGUUUUCGAAGACGAUGAAGUUGCGUCCACCGGCUGGGACUGGCAGAGGGAUAUAACUCACGGUGCAAUUAUUUUGGAGGGACACGAUACGGAAGAAGAGAUAAUGGACAUGCCAUUGAAGAAAGUGAAUGGAAGACGAACGUCAUUCAUCGAUCACGAAACGUAUGAUUCCGAGGAAAUUUCCAGCAAAAAUCGAAACGAAAUAGUGGGUAGAAAAUUAUCCAAAGAUACGAAAGAUUACACGGAGCGCGGUAGAAGAAACAUAAAUAGUCAGAGAUAUAUGACAGAUGACUCCGAAGAAGAAGCUAUUGAAUUUUUGAGAAGUCAACGUGAAUACAAUGUCACCUCUCAACGCAACAGGCGUUCCCUGUCAAAAACUAAAGAGAACAAGAGAUUAUCGUCGAAAGAAAGCGAAGAUGAAGAAGAAUGGCGACAUCGAAGAGAAAAUGAGGAUGGUUCAAAACAGUUUAGAAAAUCGGAGUCUAGAGGAAGAACGUUGGCUAAGGAAACGGACGAUUAUCCUUCUUGGGAGUUUGUCAAAAAGGAAAGCGAACAAUAUGAUGCAACUCCACGAUCCUUCAUAAGAUCAAUGAAUGCUACCAAAAGAAUCUCUUCCGAGAGCGAGGAGGAGCUAUCGCCUCAACAAAAAUUAAAGCCGGAGCGCAUUUCAAGUUCUGAUGCAAGAACGAGCGACGAAGAGGAAUGGGAACACGAGUUAAGGAUACGAAGAAAAGAAUUUAUGGAAAAGCUAAUUGCCCAGCAGCGCGAAUCGUUGGUCGAAACGGAUAACCGCGAAACCGAUGCAGAGUCUUUGAAGCGCAGAUCAUCUGCGGAGGGCAGGAUAGCCUUACUGCGAGACGAUCUUUCAGGUGAAGACAAUAUGGACUCGUGGACUGUCAGUGUAGGACCACGGAUUACGCUACUCGGAUCCUCCCAGGAACCUAGUGAGCCUGAAGAAGACGGUAUUUACAUGCGACGAAGAGAGUACCGCGAGCAGGGUCCACCUUCUAGAGAAGAUAGUCAAAGCGAGGAAGAUAGCAGUCAGGACACUUCAAAAAGGCAGUCUCAAACUAGUGGUAGUCAAAAAACGUCUCUAGAAGAAGAUGACGACGUAAACAGUUAUAACUUCAUUCUAACGAAAGAAAGUAAAAGAGAAUCAUUACAGGAUCUCUCAAAAUUGCUACCGGAAGAAUUGGCGAUUAGCGGAUGGAACGUCAUAAAAAGAGAAGGUGAUCUUCUGACCAAACCAACAUCGGCUGGAUUGUUCAAGCGAGAAUCUAUCGUGAAGAGUCAAGCCAGCGAGGAGGAUCCCGAGUAUCUCCUUCCAGAAAGGCCCAAACUAAUUCAACAGGAACGUGAGCAUCCGUUUAAGAAAGCUUGGCAAAUGCAGAAGUCCAGGUCAGAAGAGGAAGGUUCGUCAGCGUACACCAUAAAGGAACCUAAGGAGCAACAAUGCGAAACAAAAUCGAAGGAGCAAGAGUUGCCGCACAAGCGUAAUGGCGAACAGUCUGAAGAUAUGCAAUCGUUUGCCGAGGAGGUUGAAGCUAUUGUAAUGUUACAAAGCAGAAGCUCCGAUACGGAAGAUAGUAAGAUCAGUUCGAAAUCUAGCACUGAUUUCGACAUGGAUUCAAUUUCGAUAGAAAACAGUAGAGCUACGUUUGAGGGAGACCAUAGGCAGAAUUCAAAAUCUGAAACCGAUGAAGAUUCCGCGAAAUUUAAUUGGCCCGAUGAAGAAGAGGAAGACGAGACUUACAGAACCGGUCACAGGCGAAAGUCGGAAGAAGCAGAUUGGAACUGGGAGCAGGAGGAAACUUGACGAAAAUUAUUUUAAACGUUUGUAUGAGAGUGAUUAUCGGUACCUUCAAGCUUGAAGGCAAACAUAGAGGAGGACAAUGACCAGAUUGCAGCGCUCAAACGAAAUGUCUGAUUUGCGAGAAGAAAGAUACGAAGACGAAGACAUCUAAAGGAAUAAAUUAGAUUUAUAUUAAUCGCUAUAUAUUAUAAGUUAAUAAAUUCUAAAGAAAAUACUUC
This is a messenger RNA of Ooceraea biroi (clonal raider ant), 5620 nucleotides long. RefSeq lists its product as uncharacterized. Gene Ontology annotation, molecular function: acyltransferase activity, transferring groups other than amino-acyl groups. Lineage: Eukaryota; Metazoa; Arthropoda; Insecta; Hymenoptera; Formicidae. The record is from RefSeq and is a predicted model, not a curated record.